AUGCAAAGCAUUGAUUUUACUCUCCAUUCAGACGUCUCUCCCAAAAAAUCAGUCUCCUUCGCUUUGACUAUUGAAUUCAUCGAGUACCGAAAAUACUCGCCUCCUAAACGUGCUGGCUUCUUCAACAACAGAACCAAAAAUCUGAAUUCUAAGAUCUCCUUGCCAAAACGCCUUUUCUGGAGAAACCAGAAAAUUGGACAGUCUGAGAUGAAGGCGUGCCACGGAUGCUACAUCUGUGAGGUGAAAAUUGAUGAGCGCCCAUUGCAAGUUGAGACUUGCCAAAACACGGGAUUUGCAUCUGAAGCGCGCAACAAAAUCUCGUCCAUGUUCCGCCGGGUCCGCAAGCUGUCUUCUCGCAUUUUCUUCACCUGA
This is a messenger RNA of Caenorhabditis briggsae, 372 nucleotides long. NCBI's taxonomy places the organism in Eukaryota, Metazoa, Nematoda, Chromadorea, Rhabditida, Rhabditidae. Bases 1 to 372 code for a protein of 123 amino acids. The transcript has 2 exons. The record is from RefSeq and is a predicted model, not a curated record.